AUGGCGAGCGCCGCCCGCGGCCUGCAGGGCCUCAACGGGACCCCCGCCAACCCCCCCGGCUCUAUGCAGCCCUCCAGCCGCUUACGGAGACGGGCACGGAGCACCGAGGUGGAUGAGAGCCUGUUUGGGGUAAGGGGGGGCGAUUUGGGGGCAUUUUGGGGGGGAUUUCAGCCCCUUCCCCCCCCUCUGUUUUACUGCUGCGGUCUCACGGCGCCGCGUCGGGGUUUUUGCAUCGGUUCCCCCCCGCUUUGGGGUUUUUCCUUACAGUCUCACGGCCCCAUUGUGCUCCUACGGGAUGCGCGCAGCUCUCCAAAAUCAGCGCCCGGCGCUCAGCACCGCCCCGAAACCAUCCGACUGCUCGGCAACGGCCUCAUCCGCAGCCUCGUCAUCCCCUCAGAGAAGCCGACACCGGCCCUCAUCAUCGGCCUGCAGGACUUCCAGCGCAUCCAGGAGUCGUCCCGAGUGCAGAGCAAGGAGCAGCGUGCAGCUGAGCUGGCAGCCCUGAAAGCACAGAGGGAGGCAGAGCUCGAGGCCAUGAACGAGCGGAAGGCAGCAGCAAAGCGACAAAGCCUCCUGCAGCAGAGCAAGCAGAGCGAGCUGGAGGAGGAGGCGAAGGAACGCGCCCAGCACCUCCUGCAGCGGGCGAACAGGAUGCGCAUGGAGCAGGAGGAUGAGAUCAAGGAGUUCAGUGAGCUGCUCCUGGGUGUGAGGUGCCACAUGAUCCGCGACACGCAGAUCCUGGAGAAGCAGCAGAUAGCCAGAGAGCUGGAGGAGGAGGAGAAACGCCUGGCCAGGAUGAUGGAGGUGGAGAGGCAGAAGGCCGACGAGAUGCAGGAGGAGCUGGAAGGCAGGAGGAAGCGGGAGCUGAUGCAAGGCAGACAGGAGCUGGUGAAGCAGAUCGAGAAGAACGCGGAGGAGCGGGCGCUGAGAGCUGAGCAGAAGGACCAGGAGAGCCAGGAAAUGCUUCGGUACCUGGAACAGCUGAAGGUGGAGGAGCAGAAGGAGUUGGAGCAGAGGAAGGAGCAGCAGAAGAAAAUCCAGGCUGAGAUUAAACGCAUCAACGACGAGAACCAGAGGUGCAAGGAGGAGCAGCUGCAGAAGGAGAAGAUGGAGGAUGAGCGGGUGCUCGAGUACCAGAGGCAGAAAAUGGAACAGGAGGCAGAGCUGGAAGCUGAGCAGGAAAGAAUCCGUCGGGAGAAGGAGAAGGAGGUGGCACGGCUCAGGGCCAUGCAGGAGAAGGCCCUCGACCAGCAGGCAGAGCGGGACGCACUGAGGGCCAAACGCAGCCAGGAAGCGGCCGAGCGGGAGUGGAGGAGGAAGGAGAAGGAGGCGGCGCGCAGGAAGGCUGAGAUGGAGGAGCAGCUGCGGCGGGGCCGGAGGCAGCAGAUCGCAGAGAAGGAGCAGCGCAUGGCUGUGCAGGUGAUGAGGGACCGGCGCGACUUCGAACGCAUCCUGCGGGCCCAGCAGAAGCAGAUUGAGAAGGAAAAGGCAGAGGAGGCUCGCAGGGCGGCCCUGCAGUCGGCCCACGCCGAUGCCAUCCGGCGUCAGAUGAGGGAGCAGCAGCAGCUGAGGGCCCAGGAGCGCAUGGCCGCCUUUGAGGAGAGCCGGAGGCUGCAGGAGGCGGCUGAGCAGCGCAGCCAGCGCAUCGCCCAGCUCAAGCAGCAGAAGAUCCAGGAGCUCAGAGCCGCUGGCAUCCCGGAGAAGUACUGUGCCCAGGUGGAGCGGUGGGCGCGCAGUGGGGCUCAGCCCCACACGGGGCAGAAGGCAGCAGCUCGGGAGUUUCGGCUCGCUUAAGCAGAGCUGCCUCCAAACAGAGAUG
Lagopus leucura (white-tailed ptarmigan) is the source of this 1819-nucleotide messenger RNA. RefSeq names its product cilia and flagella associated protein 45 (gene CFAP45). The record is from RefSeq and is a predicted model, not a curated record. The coding region runs from base 1 to 1794 and encodes 597 amino acids. The transcript has 11 exons. NCBI's taxonomy places the organism in Eukaryota, Metazoa, Chordata, Aves, Galliformes, Phasianidae.